GUCACUUAAAGCAAGCCCACCAACGACAAAGGCAUUGCUUGCACGCCCCCCGUCGAUCAACGCUAUGCGCAUGCGCGCCAUCAAACGGUGCUGCAUACCCGUCGACUUGUAGCCUCAGUCGCUUGCGUUCUCAAUACAGCUGCACGGCGACGUCGACUUGUGCGUCGAGUACCUCCUCACUGGCAGUUCCCUCGCACUCGCUCUGGCGGGGCACAUGGCGUCGCCUCAGCACUCUACCACUACCUAGCACAAGCAGGAGCUCGGCAGGCCGCCCUCAGCUGAGCCGCAGCUCGUCGCUUGUUACCGCGGCUCAGCAACCGUUCGACGCCUUCGACGCCCCAGUUGCUAUGGCCCCCAACGCGCCCACGCCCGAGCAAAUUGCGGCCGCGGACGCCGCUGCCGUCGCGGCCAUGCUCGCGGUUUGCCCGGUCUGGACCGACCUGCUGCCGGCGCGGCAGGCGCUGCCCAGGCUGCCCCCGCGCGCGCUGCUGCACGCCGGCCCGCCGCUUCCCCUCCCAUGCACCAGCCCGCCGCCAAUGCCGCGACCCGGCGCGCCGCCGCCCGUCAUGGCGCGGGUGGGGCCGCACGUGACGGCUCCCAUGAUGAACAGCGCGGUGGUGGCGAUCCUGUUUGAGGGCUGGGCGGACAGCGCGGAGGCCGCGAGGCGCAUGGUGACGAGCGGAGAGGUGGAGAUGCUGGCCGCACAGGACUGGGGCGUGGUUACCCCCCUGGCGUGUGUGGUGUCGCCGUCCAUGGUGCUGCAGGUGGUGGAAGAUGCCGCCGCCCCGGCGGCGGUGGCGGGCGGAGGCAAUAACAGCGGCGCAGGCGGCAGCGGCAGCAGAGGCCGCGCUUUCAGCCCCAUCCAGGGCGGUGCGCCCCCAGCGCCACGCUUCGGCACCCUGCAUGACUUGGAGGCACACGUGGCCAAGCUGAAACAGCUGCACGGCCCAAUCGCCGCCGCCCUGCGCCGCGCCCUGCACUCGGCGUCAUCCGGCGCCGCAGCCAGCGGCAUCGCGCUACUGCCACUGGCGGCGGCGUCGCUGGCGGCAGGGGAGGAGUGCCACGCCGCCACCACCGCUGCUACAGCCGCGCUGCGGGGCCUGCUACAGCCGCACCUGGAGCCGGCGGGCGCGGUGCUGUCGGCGGCGGAGGCUGUAGCAGCCAGGGAGGCUGUAGCAUUCCUGGGCUCGGCGCCAAGCCUGUUCCUGAACCUGUGGAUGGCGGGCUGCAAGUGCAUCCUGAUGGCGGCGGAGGGUACGGCAGACAGCUCGGUGGUUACGGCGGUUGGCGGCAACGGCCUGAUGGUUGGCGUGCAGCUGGCGGGCGGCGGUGGUUGGGCGGUCGUGGCGGCAGCGGCGCCGGAGCCGCGCGCGCUGGCGCCGCCGGUGGGCGGCGCGCCGGCCGCCGCCGUGGCGGCGGAGGGCGAGGCGGUGCAGCCGGCAGUAGCCGGCGCGAUGGGUGACAGCAUGGUGGUCGACGCGCUGGGGUUUGGAUCUCAGCUUCAGCCGGUGCUUCCGCUGCCGCCGCCGGCUGUGACAUCACCGGCGGCGGCGCCGGGGCCGCUGGGCCUGGCGGCCCACCCAGCGUUCUCACAGCCGGGGUUCGUGCCUGCUGCUACAGCCGCCGGCGCCGCCGGCCCGGUGCGGAUCGGCAUCUCAGCUGCCGCUGUGCUGGCGAUCCCACUUGAGGCGACGACGGAGCCGCCCCUGCCGCCUGCAGUUGGUGCUGAUGGUGCUGCUACUGCCGCUGGCGAGGUGGCUGGCGAGGCGCCGCGCCGGCCGCCUCAGCCUGAGUCUCAGCCGCGGCCGCCACCGCCGGCCUCGGCGCUUGCGGUGAACCUGUCUGUCCUGGACGGGAAAGGGCAGCUGGGCAUUGUGGGGCGGGGCGUGUAUGGGGUGCCUCGGGAGGCGCUGCAGCAGGCCGUGUCUCGCCUCGCAUUCGUGCGACCCAGGCCUUGAGUGCUGAAGUGUUGGGAUACGGAAUGCAACGGGUCUGGGUGGACGAAGGUGCGAGGGUAACACGAAUAAGUGAGAACCGGUGCGUGGUUGUUGACGGGUCCGUUUGUCGUUGGUGCGGGCUGGUGUGGUUGACUUGUGGUCGUUGUUGCGGUUGUGGUGGCGCAUGUGGUAAUCUUGAUGGAUGACGACUGACGAUUUGCUUUUCCUUGCAGCAUGUCAAGACUGAAUGUACAGCUUUUGUGACUUUGGGGCCUCGGCUGACCAAGUGUGCGAGGCUGCAAAUGCAGCUGCAGGCGCACCUGGCAACAUAUGGCAAGACUCGGCACCUAUAGUGUGGCUAUGUGCCGAACAUGCAUACAUAAAUAUGGUGCGAAUUUUAGUACCUAGGCGUGACUUUAUUAUUGAUCGUUUGCAUACCGUAUGUGGCUGCGGGGCAACGGGACAGGCGGAAGGCAAAGGGAUGUGGGGCGUGCCUGGAUCCACUUGGUGCAGUUUUGCACAAUUGC
Chlamydomonas reinhardtii is the source of this 2464-nucleotide messenger RNA. RefSeq lists its product as uncharacterized. The record is from RefSeq and is a predicted model, not a curated record. Bases 348 to 1958 code for a protein of 536 amino acids. Lineage: Eukaryota; Viridiplantae; Chlorophyta; Chlorophyceae; Chlamydomonadales; Chlamydomonadaceae. The transcript is spliced from 4 exons.